AUGGCUUCAUCGAAACCUAGAAGCUCGUGCUCGUUCCUCGACCUCCUCAUGUCAUUGUUCAGCCUGGCCCUCGUCCUCCUCUCGGCCGCCUCCGUGGGCCCCACCCUCCUCCUCCGCCUGCCGCCCUCUUUCCUCGGCUGGGCCUUCCUCGCCGUCUCGGCACUCUCCCUAUCGUCAGCCUUCAUCGGCCUCUGUCCCUGUCUCGCCCGUUCGUGCUUCCGUGCCUACGUCUCCCUCGUCAUCGCCUCGUCAGCGUCCCAGCUGCUCGGGAUCGUGGCCCUCUUCGCUCGGGAGAAGUCGAGCCUCUCGAUGCUCAAGUCCCCGCGGGACCCGCGGGAGGCCAAGGCCCUGGCCAGGCUGGAGUGUGGGGUGCUGAUGGCGAUGUUCGCGGUGCAGCUCGGGGUUAUGAUCCUCUGCUGCGCGGUGAGCUGCUGCAUGGCUAGGGAGUACGAGGGAUUGGAUGCGGCCGAGACGAAGGAGAAUAAUAAGGAGGUGAAGAAAAUGGAGUUUGAUGAGAAGAUGAUGAGGAGCAAGGCUAUAUGGGCAGUGGAUGAAGAAGCAUAA
Messenger RNA from Striga hermonthica, 564 nucleotides. Lineage: Eukaryota; Viridiplantae; Streptophyta; Magnoliopsida; Lamiales; Orobanchaceae. The record is from the annotation of a GenBank genome assembly.